Messenger RNA from Symbiodinium sp. CCMP2456, 175 nucleotides. Lineage: Eukaryota; Dinophyceae; Suessiales; Symbiodiniaceae. The record is from the annotation of a GenBank genome assembly.
GACGUGCGACCUCUGGACGCUGACUAGCGCAGACCUGCGCCAAGUUACGCAGGACCGGCUGCAGGCCAAGUUUGAGACUUACGCGAAGAUAUUGGAGAACGUCCCGCACCUCGAGUGCCUCUCCUCGUGCCAGCGCUCUGCCGUGGCGGCGGCCUUGCUAGAGGUGACCUACGAG